UAUAUAUCUAAAUCACUUAAGAUGAAUUCAAGUUAUGAACAUGACAAUACAUGUUUUACUCAGUAUAUUAAAGAUAUAACCCCGAACCAAAUGAAGUAGCCUGUUAAAGCAUGACAAUGAUGGCCACACUGAUGGAGGAAAAGUGGGAGAGGAACCCAAAAGAGCUAGCUUUAAUGGCGGUGUUCUAUAUAGCCGCCUUUGUGGCUCUCAAAUACGAAAGGAGGGAUAAACCGCCAGCCAAACUGAGGAGCGCCAAGCUUAUCUAUAAUACCUUUAUGAGCAUAUUCUCCUUUUACGUGUUCUACGGAGUGUGCCGAGCGUUAGUUAACAACUACAUCAACUCUAAAAGUGAAGUGAACCCCUUUAAGUGCGAUGAUAAUUUGGAACUGUUCAAUGGAAUGGAGUGGUACUUCAAGAUAUUUUACUUCAGCAAGUUUGUAGAGUACAUAGACACCUUCUUCCUUGUGAUGGCAGGAGUAGCGAACCCGGGUAUGAAGAUGACGCUCCAUCUUUACCAUCACACCAUCACCCCCACCAUCGUGUUCACUACUUGGUUCUAUCCUUGUAAUGGUGGCUGGUGUGGACCUCUUACUAACAGCCUCGUUCAUGUCAUCAUGUACGCAUACUAUGGUAUAUCAGUGGUGUUCCCCAACAUCAAGAAGUACGGCAACCUAGUAACUUACGUCCAGCUCACCCAGUUUGUGGGUGUAAUACUCUAUCACGUGUUCUCCAUUUUCCCUAACUGCUGGGACUGUAAUUGCGACAGAAGACAGCUCCUCUUCAACUUCUCCCAAUAUCUCAUCUUCCUCUUCCUCUUCAUCUUCUUCCUUACAUCUAAAAACAGAAGCAAGAAGAUGAACGAAUCGAUUACCACCAAAAGUGGUGAAAAACGGGAAGUGAAACAAGAAUAAAGAUUUUACAUUUUUAGUGUAUAUUGGGAAGUAUCUUUGUCAGAUGAGCCUAAGAAAUGUAAUUAGUGAUGACUAAUUAGGUGAAAUAGUGAUUAGUCGAUUACUUGAUUGAUUAAAGUAUAUUAAUUGUAUAUCGGGCUUCAAAGUUGAUCUUGGUCCCAAGUGAUAUUUUGAUAGUGUCUAGAUGAUAACUGGGCGUUUUAUUCCCUUAUCGAUAAAAUUGAUGAUUUUAAAGAUAAUAUUCUGAUGCGAUCUUAAUUAUUGCAAAUCUAUUGUAAUUAUUAUAUCUAUUAUGUGCUGAUUAAAGCACUAUGAUCCCUCCUGAUAUUGAGUGUAAUUCAUUUAAUUUAAUUUGAUUCUUGUUAAUUCCUAUAAAUUUAUUGUUGUAAGCCUUUCCUUUUGUAAAACUUGUUAACUCAUUUUUUGUAUUCCCUUUUUCUAUUGUUGCUGAAUUAUAGAGUAAGCUGUUGACAUUUAAUUUGUCACAUCUUUUUGACAUUUAGAAACCAGCUAGUUAUUGAUGUUGAAUUAUUGUUAAAGUAAUUGUUAAAAUGCUGAUAUAUAUCCACUAUCCAGAUAUAUAUCUAUUUAUGCUGACUUGAACUGGAAAUAGAGAAAUCUAUGCUAAGUCUAUCAAUGUAUGUCAUAAGUGACAUGUAAUGUGGAUAUGUAAUAUGUAAAGGAAGACUGAAAGCAAAUUUUGAACCAUGAUAUUUAAAUAAUAUUAACGAAUAAAUAUUAUGAGACGGAUAAUAUGUAAGUAAGCUUUUUGAAUUUUUCCGUAAAUUACCUUUAUGAUCUACCGACUACCGUACGAUCUCUAUACAAAUCAAUUUUACAAUCUACUAGAUAAGGCAAUGUUUCCGCCUUAGAUUUACUAUUAGUAAUGAAAUGUGGUUCUAUUACUUGUCCGGGUAUAUAUAUUAGUAAGUAUACUUACUACUACAUUAGCAUGUAAGAUUUAGGCUUAGAAUUAGAGUUUAGAUUAGGGUUUCAAAUUUGGUAUUAGGCUUUAAAAUGGGCGGUUGGCUGUACACUGUACAGUCGAACCUCUAUAUGACUUACUGACUUACUGUUAAGGCGGGUAGUGUUCCCGAGAAUCUUUAAACAAGCUCAGGCACCGCGAUAUACAGUCCCUCUAUAUAGAAGUAUAUGGAGGGAUGUAACCAAUCCAAUACCGUCUUUCUACCCUCCUUGCUCCGAACUCUUGUAAUAGUGAGUUGAGUAUUGUUGAAGUAUAUUAUAUACUCUUAUAUAUAAGAGUAUUACGAUUGCUAUUAAGUGUUAGGCUGCCUACUCGGUGGGGGCGACCUGACCAGCUUGAUGUUAAAAUGUUACCGGAUACUGAGGUGAAGGUAUCGCCAUUCUGGGGAGUCAGGUCGGAAAAUUAUUAGCGUUCAGCAAUCAGCGUGCAUAAAAAUUUACAGAUUCGUAAUAGUGUGGCAGGAGAGUCGUUAUGGUGUGGUAAUAGUGUGGCUGAGUCGUAAUGGUUUGGUAGGAGGUUUUGGGGGUGUCGUGAGCUUUUUAUCGUACAGGUAUCGGAAUUGUAACCAUGGUAACACCUGGUAACUAUUGUAACACAUGUGUGCGAAUUAUUUUUGUAACUUUGAUUGUAACUUAAAUUGCGUGAUUCUGUAAAUAGUGCGUAUGCUUUAGAGUGAAUUUAUGACGGUAACUUUUUGUAUUGUUUUUGUUUAUUCAGGGAUAUUUUUAUGUUUAUGAUAUGUAUGAUACAUCCGUGUUCCCAUCAAGGUAACCGUGGAACUAGAUCUGUAGGGUUGAUUUGCGAAUGUUAGCAGCAAGUACUGUGUUAAAUAUAAUGACGUUAAUAGCAUUGAAACUGUUGUAAUUGGUAUAUAUCCAAUAAGUACUAUCACAAUAUGA
Messenger RNA from Bolinopsis microptera, 2795 nucleotides. RefSeq names its product very long chain fatty acid elongase 5-like. The record is from RefSeq and is a predicted model, not a curated record. Bases 111 to 911 code for a protein of 266 amino acids. The transcript is spliced from 7 exons. Gene Ontology annotation, molecular function: fatty acid elongase activity. Gene Ontology annotation, cellular component: endoplasmic reticulum membrane. Lineage: Eukaryota; Metazoa; Ctenophora; Tentaculata; Lobata; Bolinopsidae. Gene Ontology annotation, biological process: fatty acid elongation, monounsaturated fatty acid; fatty acid elongation, saturated fatty acid; fatty acid elongation, polyunsaturated fatty acid.